Suillus bovinus is the source of this 659-nucleotide messenger RNA. RefSeq names its product histone-fold-containing protein. Lineage: Eukaryota; Fungi; Basidiomycota; Agaricomycetes; Boletales; Suillaceae. The record is from RefSeq and is a predicted model, not a curated record. The coding region runs from base 148 to 459 and encodes 103 amino acids. Gene Ontology annotation, molecular function: structural constituent of chromatin; DNA binding; protein heterodimerization activity. The transcript has 4 exons. Gene Ontology annotation, cellular component: nucleosome. Gene Ontology annotation, biological process: nucleosome assembly.
UCACGUGAUGCGUGAAAGGCCAUUAAACAAACGCGAAACGCGUGCACAGAAACAAACAACUCUUUCUUCCUCACCACCACAAUCAAUCUUCGCAAACGUCGAAGUAGGGUCAUUUUCUUCAGCCAAUUCUCAUCACACUUCUGAAGCAUGUCUGGUCGUGGAAAAGGUGGCAAGGGUCUCGGCAAGGGCGGUGCUAAGCGUCACCGGAAGAUCUUGCGUGACAACAUUCAGGGUAUCACCAAGCCCGCUAUCCGACGUCUGGCACGUCGUGGAGGUGUCAAGCGUAUCUCUGGUCUUAUCUAUGAAGAGACUCGAGGUGUUCUCAAGAUCUUCCUUGAGAAUGUCAUUCGUGACUCCGUUACCUACACGGAGCAUGCUAAACGAAAAACUGUUACCGCUCUCGAUGUUGUGUACGCACUGAAGCGCUCAGGGCGCACACUUUACGGUUUUGGAGCAUAGUUAACCGUAUUUGUAUUGGAGUAUAUUUUUUAUUGGGGCAUGACUCCUUUUGCGAUAUUAUUGUAUACUACGUAGCCUCCUCUUAUCUUUUCUCAUGGUCACCUAGAUCAAUGACUUUUAUUUGUCUUGGGCUUGUGGCCUCGUGCGAAAAUUUGCAAUUCCCUGAUGUAAGCGCUGCGCUUAUGAGAGUUGUCCGUGGA